Molecule: messenger RNA, 1264 nt
Organism: Alosa sapidissima (American shad)
Lineage: Eukaryota; Metazoa; Chordata; Actinopteri; Clupeiformes; Clupeidae
Gene: gatc
Product: glutamyl-tRNA amidotransferase subunit C
Exons: 6
Coding region: 50-598 (182 amino acids)
Biological process (GO): regulation of translational fidelity; mitochondrial translation; glutaminyl-tRNAGln biosynthesis via transamidation
Cellular component (GO): glutamyl-tRNA(Gln) amidotransferase complex; mitochondrion
Molecular function (GO): glutaminyl-tRNA synthase (glutamine-hydrolyzing) activity
Source: RefSeq, a predicted model, not a curated record
GUAGCCUACUCAGUGGCUCAACCUGAGAACCUCUAACGUGUUGACGACAAUGUUUUUAGAAACUAUUAAGCCAGGCUUGCGACGUAUUCCGUUUUAUUUGAGGUUUAUCAAUUAUCAACGCAAUGCGUUGGUGACUUCUGGAUCAGGCAAAUUGGUGCAGUGUUCCAACUUAACGUUGUUUUCUCCUUAUUUCAGUCAUGUGAAAUAUGUUCACAAUAAAAAGGUACCAUGGGCACCUAAAUGGCAGCCAGUUAUGAAGACUCAGCCCUCCUCGGCAAUGGAAGUACGUGGUGAAGUAGUGGACAAAUUGGAGAGACUUGCUCUGGUGGACUUCGGUAAUCAGGAGGGCAUAGAUUGUUUGGAGAAAGCCAUACAUUUUGCUGAUCAGCUUCACAUUGUGAAUUCAGUGGCUGUGGAACCAUUGGACUCUGUAUUACAUGACAAUAAGUAUGUGUGGUUUCUCAACAGAUCUAUGCACCUGCGGAAUGACAUUAUUACUGAGGGAAAACGUGCAGAGGAGCUGCUCCAGCUUUCUAGACGUGUAAUUGAUGAGUACUUUGUAGCUCCACCAGGUAACAUCCCACUUGAAAGGAAAUGAAGAAAGCAGCAGAACUGAAACAUUCUAAAUGAAUGGCUAAACUGUUUUGCUUAUAUCAGGGUGUCAGUCCUGGGAACACAAACUGACAGAAAUGUGCCAUUGUACUCUGCGUCAUAACCUAGCUUCAUCAUGACAUUCAAGGUGCCCAUGCGUUUGCUAUGAAGUGGUGAUAUAGACAUAUAGAUUCUAAUUCCUAUUCCUAAAUGUUCCUUUAGUAUAUAUCAAGAUGUAAAUCACAGAUGAAAUGCAUAUAAACUGAACUUAAAAGUAUAAACUGACAAUCAAUAUUGUGAUGUAAUGAUUAUAAAUAUGUGCAGUUUAUUUUAUAUAGCUACACAGUUCAUCAGUUGACCAUGCAUAUGUGUGACAACUUGUAGAAAUAUUUGUUAGGAUUUUGGUGUUGCAAAUCAUGAACUAACUACUUAAAGGAAAAUUAUUCAACCCCUUAAAGAGGAGAACAUGCAGUAUUGAGCAAAAGUGUUAUAUAACCAUUAGAUUUGUUGUUUUAGCAAUGUUAUAAUGACUAUACAAACUCUGUAAUUCACUUCCCUAUCACAUCAGGUAUUGUGAAAUCAUUGUACAACAAUACUCUGUUACGUUUUAUUAUUUGUAUUUGUUUGCAACCUUGAGUGUCAUGAAUAAAUAAAAUAUAUUAUUCCAGCCAUU